Messenger RNA from Spizellomyces punctatus DAOM BR117, 1516 nucleotides. RefSeq lists its product as uncharacterized. The transcript has 2 exons. The record is from RefSeq and is a predicted model, not a curated record. Gene Ontology annotation, molecular function: dioxygenase activity. Lineage: Eukaryota; Fungi; Chytridiomycota; Chytridiomycetes; Spizellomycetales; Spizellomycetaceae. Bases 195 to 1361 code for a protein of 388 amino acids.
UGAAUGGCGAAUCCGUCCAAUGAUUUUCCUUGAAUCAGCCUUUAACAUUCCUCAGAAAGCGCUCCUGGAUUUUCAUUUUCCCCGCAGAGUGUACACCCAGUGAUUGAAUAUGACAGUGAAAACCGAUAUAAACUUAACCUGAAGGAUAGUUCAAUUUAGAAAAUCAACUUUUGUAAGACGGACCCAAAUGCUUAAUGCAACGGAGAAUUGAUCAAGUCAGAAACGCGACAAAAGUAAACUCCUGUUCCGCCUUGAAGCUUGCAGCCAUGUCGACGGGAAUCGCCCCUCUACCAAUAAUAGAUGUGACACCAUUUGCAAACAAUGCUUCAUCCAAUGAAGACAACGCACGAGAAAAGGCCUCGACGGUGGAGCAGCUGGCAGCGGCAUGCGUUACCCAUGGUGCAUUCUACGUCAAAAGUGGUGGAAUAGGGAACCUGACUCGCGAAUUCCGGAAGGAGGUCUUCAACGCCGCUCAGGAUUUCUUCAAUUUACCUCAAGAUAUCAAAAACAAGAUUCCAAUUCGCUCUGGAGGAUUUACACGUGGAUAUAUCGGUUUAGGUGCCGAGUCUGGUUCAUCCGCACUGGAAGUUAAGGAAGCGUUCAGCUAUGGGUAUCCUUGGUCCUUGGACGUGGCCCCUACAAAUAAUCUCCAAGGUCCAAAUGAAUGGCCAGAUACUUCGGAUCUUGAUUCAACGUGGCGGAAAACUUUGGAAACCUUCUAUGCUGGAAUGGUUCAAGUAGCCGAAGCUGUCACACGAGCGCUUUCCGUUGCGCUAGGAAUGGACGAAGGCUAUUUACCUUCUUUCUGUGCUGAAGGAGAAACAAUCAGCCUCAUGCGAUUGUUUCACUACUUCCCAGACAAAACAACCGAUCAUAUCACAGGACAGCGAUCCCCUUCGGAUAGGAUAGGGUCAAGUCCACACACUGACUGGGGAUUCUUGACACUCAUUAUGCAGCAAGACGGAGUAACAGGAUUGCAAAUCGCGGAUGGAGAGGGCGGAUGGACGGACGUGCCACCGAUUCCAGGCACAUUCUUAGUGAACGCAGGGGAUUAUUUAUCCUUAUUAACAAACGGGCGGGUGGUAUCUCCACUUCAUCGAGUAGUAUCGUCUGAUCAGGAGCGAUUGUCGAUGGUCUUCUUUUAUUAUCCUAGGUAUGAUGCACAAAUCCCCCUGCUCACGGAGGACGGACCAGCGGCCAGAAUUAGCUUGUUUAUAGAUCAGAGUCAGAACACACCUCGGGCCAACGAUAACGAGAAAGAGAAGGAGCAGUUAGCUAUUAGGGCAGAGGAAAUUUCCAAGAUGGCAUUUGGGGACUACAUAUUCAGCAAAUGGGGGCAGGUUUAUCGGGGUAAUUACUAGAAGGCCUUGUCCAAAUAUCGGUGCAGAGACGGCCGAAAUUUGUCAGUUAGGGUAUGUGAAAGUAUGUGUAUAUAAAAAAUAUCAUGUAAAACCAGAGCUCUGAAGGGUAACAGAAUCCAGUCCACAUCAAAUUAAUACAAUGAAAGUCAAACAUG